GCCGGAGGGAGGCUGCCGGGGCCAGCGCAGCCUUGCAGAGCACCACGGAGCCAAUCGCUGCUGCUAGGGGUGGAGCUGGAGCUCCAGCAGAUGAAACCGAGUGCCUUUCCAGCACAGUUGGUCUGGGCGACUGAGAGAUCUGUUCGUGGGGAGAGGAAAGCCGGGACUGCGGCUCCGACGCGCUCCUAUCCCAGCAGCACCGCAGGAGCGGCCGUUACCCUCUGCACAUCGGAGACGCGAAGAUGAAAUCUUCUGACAUUGACCAGGAGUUGUUCACUGAAAGUUACUGCAGAGUGUGCAGCGCGCAGCUGAUAUCCGAGUCCCAGCGCGUGGCUCACUAUGAGAGUCGGAAACACGCCAGCAAAGUUCGCCUCUAUUACAUGCUUCACCCCAUCGAUGGAGGCUGUCCAGCCAAAAAACUCCGCUCAGAAAACGGCAGCGACGGUGACUCGGUGGAUAAGAACAAAUGCUGCACGCUAUGUAACAUGUCCUUUACCUCAGCAGUGGUGGCUGAAUCGCAUUACCAAGGGAAAAUCCAUGCCAAAAGGUUAAAGCUGUUGCUAGGUGAGCCACCGGCGCUGAAGGCCACAGAGACCUUGGGCUCACUGAAGCAGCCCCGCGUGGAUCGGCCUCCAGCAGCAUCCCCACCUCAGCCACGCAGGGAUUCGGAUCGCUACUGCCAGCUGUGUGCUGCGUGGUUCAACAACCCCGUGAUGGCCCAGCAGCAUUAUGAUGGCAAGAAGCACAAGAAGAACGCGGCCAGGGCUGAGCUGCUGGAACAGCUGGGGAAGACGCUGGACCUGGGCGAGCUGCGAGGCCUGAAGCGCAGCUACACGUGCAACAUCUGCAACGUCACACUGAACUCCAUAGAGCAGUACCACGCGCACCUGAAGGGCUCCAAGCAUCAGACCAACCUGAAGAAUCAGUAGCAGUGCAUGGGAUUGGAGCGAGGAAAAGCACUGAGGCCUCACCUGCAGGGAGGAAGGCUGCUAUCCUGGACACUGACUCCAUGCAGUGGAUGACUGACACGUAAUUAACCCUCGCUUUGGACAGAUACACGGAUCUUAUUGUUAUUAUUAUUAUUAUUAUUAUUAAUUUUUUUUUUUUUUAAUUUUGUGGUGAGUUAAAAAAUAUUUCAAUGGAUUUUUUUUUACCCUUUCAAGAUAAUAUUUAUUCAGCACAGAGUUUAGAGAAUGAUAACUAUCCUGUAAAUACGGCGCUUACUCAUCACUCAUCGCCACAGACAGAAGAAAGGAACUAUUUUACUUUUUUCAUAUUUAUUCUUAGAUUUCUUCCGAGAGUAUAAAAAUAUUCUAUUGCAUUAAUCCACGGUAGUGAUGUAAUCAGCCUCCAACCAGAAAUAAACACGCUUCCUUCACCUUCUCCAGCAUGGUUUUGUUGCUGACACCUUGACAGCCAACAGUGAACCGCAGGGAUUGAAUAACAGAUGAAUGUUUUUCCUUUCCUCUUCGUCUUCAGAGAAACAAACGGUUCACUGAGUGGAGAAAGCUGAAGUGAAAGCAUAGGAUCCUUUCCCUGCCCUUAGGACUGCUGCUGGGUGGAUGGGAGCUGUCUGCCCUGCUGACUUUGGAUGCACAGCGAUGCUCGACACCCCUCGUUCUGCAGCAGGGCGGUGGGUGCCAAGCAGGGAGGCUGCCGUGGAGGCUGCUUGCAGGACAUGGAUGCAGGAGCCCUGUGGGGACAUUUCCCAGUGCCAGCUGCUCCAGAAAACCUCCUGGACCUGUCAGAGGGGCUGCGCAGCCAAGGCCCCAUGGUGGGGAGUGGGACCUUGAUAACAGGGAGGAAAAAGCCACAGAGGAUUGGAAAGAAAACAGUGCAACGGCCUCGGAUGUCCAGGAGGAGUGCUGUGCGGAUCCCAGCUGGGUCCUUAUCUGCAGCUCAUCUGCGAGGUGUGAACUCCUCACCUGUGUUGGAGUGAGCUGAGAUGUUAGUACCUACCCACUGGAAAUGAGGGGGUUUGGUGUUAGGCUCUCUGCUGCAGUCAGCAGAGAGGGAGCAGAUUUCUUGCCUAGCCUGCUGCAACACGGAGAACUGAGAUAACCAGGAUCAAAUUUGCAAGUAUGUCCUACAAGCAAUGCAGAGCAACCCUUGCUGUGCCCCCUGUUCUACCAGCUCCUUUAGUGCACUUUGCAUGCAGCGAACCUGCCUUGAGAAUGUUGGUAGAGAUUAAGCACCACCUCUUCCAGAGCAAUCUGGUUGGUUUGUAUAUCUGUAGUAGCACAAUCCUUCUGAGACUGCCCAUUUCCCUGCUUCUGCAUCUCCGAAAUAACAGGCUCUGACAUUUCCUCUUUGAGCACGCUCAACCAGAGGCUGCCUGCUGUCUUUGGAAGAGAAUGGUGAUGCCUACAGCUCCAUCAGUUCAUUUACCAGAAAUGCAGCAUCUCAAAGUGAGCCGGUGCCCCUCUCUGCUUGUUGGCUCUGCGUUGGGAAACUGAGUUUCACCCACAGGUUUGUGAAUUCUCUGCCUGGUGAACAAACUGUCCGUCGGUGGUUAAUCUGCAUCCUCCACCUGCUUCUGUGCACACUGGUAAAUCAAAGCAAAGGAAGGACGAGCUGCUCUGCAUUUCGGUGUUGAGCAGAGCUGUCUUUCAGAUGAGGGGCAGUUGGGCACAUCACCUGGAAAGCUGCAGCUGUGGUGCAAAUGUCAUUUGAUGUGUUCAUAGCAUCACUGCUGUCACUGUUUGUCUGCCGUGUGGUUGCUGGUAAGUCAGCAAGCUCGGUAGCAGAGGAUGCUGUGGGCAGUGCCUGCUUGUGGAGGAACAGCAAACAGUGUCACUGCUGCUGGCAGCUCUGCUCUUUGUGCCUCUCCCACUCUGGGAUGUUUGCUGCAGGGCUGUGCUGCUGCACCCGAUGGGCACUGCAAAGCUGCUCAGCUCUCCUCCCUUCUGGCAGUGCUGUGCCACCGGUUUUAAUUACUAUCUCACCUGGGACUCUGAAAUCCCUCACUACCUCGCUUACCUGUUUGAUGAAAGCAAACCCUCUUUUGUUGGUGAAAAUGAUUAUGUUACCUUGAGAAAGCAAUUAAAAGCCCGAGCUCCCCAGAUGUAUUUCUAAAGGACUCUUUGCAAAUCUUUGGGAGAGAAGAGAAAUAAUUCUCCUAAAUCAGGAGGCUGAUCAAUAACACACGUUGCUCUGCAGAAGGCUGUGUUUAUUUUGCCUGCCAGCAAUGGAACUCAAUAGACCCCCACCAGUUGAAGAAGACGAAAUGAGACCUCUGUGGUUUUGCAUUGUGGGUUUCCUGUGUCUGUGUUUUUGGUUUUGCUCGUUUGUUUCUGUCAUAUGAAAUCUAUUGGUAAAUAAUGGGCAAUGAUCAGCACUUUAUUUUCAUUUGGCAUUUAAUCAAAGGGACAGGCUACAUCUGUACAAUAGCUGGGCUAAUUGCUCGACCAAACAGGACAAACCAUUGUUCAUCCUCGCGGCUGAUGGAAUAAAUAUGAAUAUGGUCGUGUUUGAUCAUAGAGAUUGCAAAGAAAAUGGGGCAAAGAGCCCAAUCCUCAGGUAAGGGGGCACAGAAGCAAAAUUCAGAUGGUGGAGGAAAAUGACUGCAUUGCUGAGGAGGACAGGAGUGCAGCCUUACAGCGUGACCUUUGGUGCUGUCACCUCUUCCCUGACUCCUGCUGUACUUCUGCCUUCAGCUGUGCAGAGGGAAAGGUUGGGAUGUGCUGCAGCAUGGAAUUGUUUACUCUCUGGGGUCAGUAGAAGUGCUAAAGAAGCUCUACAUGAUUAAUUUGUGCUCUUGCUUCAAUGCCUUUCGUGUGUGCAGGAGAAUGGGCUGUUUGCAGAUGAAUAAGCGUCUCCUUGGGUUCCAUAGCUAUGGGGCUCUUUCAUUUAUCGUGGUCUGGGUGAUAAUGUAAGGCAGUGUUUCUGAAAGCAAACUGCCUCUUGACAGGGGGAACGUGGUAAGGAAUACAGCACACCAUGCAGGCAGGUGGGGAAUUCUCUGAGCUCCUUCCCCCCUGCCCUCCUCCUCCUUCCACUUUGUGCUCAGGGUGCUGCAGAGGUGAUGCUGCCAAGAGAAAGGAGAAGUUCCUAACGUGUGUGCUCAGGUAAUCACAAUGAACUAAUGGCAGCAAAUUAAUCACAGCACAAACAUAAUUUCUUUUCCUGGGCAGGUGUGCAGACAGCUCUGCUCCUGCUGCAACGUGCUGGGCUGAGCAGCCAGGAUGGCCCUCUCUAGAUGUGUUGCCUGCCUGCAUGGCUGCAGGCUUUGGUCCCUAAAUCCUUCUAAUCUUUUCCUUUUCUGAAGUUCACUAGGCCUUCAAAGCAAGACAUAAAAAGACAAAUCUCCUGGUGGGAAGUCAGAGAUCCCUGCAGAACUGCCUCCAGACCACGUACUUUGCUCUGAUGUUGAGAUGGGUACAGCAUCCCAAGCUUAAAGGCUGUGCAGUUACAUCUGGGACCUUUGGCAAUGGAAGCAGUGAAACCCUUGCAUCCCUCAAGGUUAGUUUAAAUUGAGGGGUGAGGACUUUUGCUUAUAAUUUCUUCGUUAAAGCUACGCAGGCUGCAUUUUUUGUGCAGCACAGCGGAACAUUACAGGAGGUGAUUUUGCUCCGCUCAAACGUUUUUGCAGCUCAAAAUUCCACGUCCAAGUGUCAGGAAAGGUAAUAACCAUCAGUCUGGCUGCAUCACACACACACAUUCCUGCAGAGCAGUGUUAACAGGGCGCUGCUGGUGGCUGGAGGUGUGAUUCUAACACCAGAGCUGCGAUCCUGUAGAUGUGUUCCGCUCAAGUUCUGUAGCACACCCCAAUACAGUUCCUCAGGCUGUGAUGUGAAGCUGUCCAGUGAUGUCUCAGAGGGUCACAGGCUGCCUUCCUGUGCUGUUCUAUGCUCAGACACAUGACAGCACAAAUAAUGCAUGUUUUCUUAACUGGCUUCCCGUGUUAAGGCAAUAAAGCUCUAUGGCAACAGUCUGUACAGUGACUCUGCCCUGAGGCACACCGCUUGGUAGGAAGAAAUUAAUCAUGGGAGAAGAAUGCUCCCCGUGUGUAAAUGGUGCUUGCCUUGUUAAGUUCCUCUUGCAUCAGCCUCAUUAGCAAGCCCUGACCUUUUUCCACUCUCUUUGAGUUCUAUGAGUGAAGUCCCUCCUCCAGGCUGUGCCAGGUGCUCAAUGUGGUUCUUUGAGUCCUUCUGAGCUCCUGGUCCUCUCCCAUCACGAGAGCAGUUUGGAAUCUCUGUGUUUGCUGCAGUGAGAGGCAGAGAGAACCCAAUUUGGUUGUUAAAUAUUUGUGACCUAAAGAAAGAAAAAGCAAACAGGCAUUAACAUCCCAAUGCGUUCCCCACUUAUGUUACUGCACCCAAGACUUCAGGAGACCUUUUUUAGUCUAUUUCCAAUGUCAGAAUGGGGAUGAUGGAGGUAUUCCUGCUGUCCCAGCAAUGUUUCUCUUUGCCACAUGCUCUUCCAAGCUGCAGGGCUCUCCAGACAGAGCCACGUCCUGCACAUCAGAGGGCUCCAUUUGCAGAUCCUUGCCUGCAGGCGUUGCUGUGCUGAUGCUAACAGCUCCUUGACCAUCAGUUGAGGUUUGCCAUCCCAGGGCUGGCAAGUUUAAGCAGCAGCCCCUCCGUGGUCUGCUGCUCACUAAUCGAGCCUCGUGGUGUGCCUCACACAUCUCUGACACCAGCCUUUGUCUAAUAUGUUUUUAAUCAGUGUGUGCGUUUCAAUUUGCAUAUUAAUAGCAAGGAGAUGUUAUUGUACAGUGCUGUUAAUGAGGCGGCUGUCAUGCUCAGCCUUCAAGCUGAGCAGAGAAAGAAACCACGUCUAUUGUACAAGAGGUGCAAUUGCACAUGUUUUACCAUCUACCAUUCUCUAUUUAUCCCUGCCUUUCGUUUUCCUUAAUAUCCUCAGAGGGAUGUGUUCUUUUUUCUGCUUUUUUUUUUUCCCCCCCUGUGAACAAGCAUGAUUUAAAAGGAUUUUUGGCUGUUGUGACAGCUCCAAGCCAGCCUAAAUAUCACAUUUCUACUGGACAUUUUUGACUUGCAAAGGGGCAAAAGCUUGAUUUCUUUCUGCUUUCCCUGUCCCCUUCCUCAGCUCCUCCCCUGCUGUGUCAGAUAGCGCUGACAUUGCCAGGGCUCUGGAGUUUUGGGAGGUGAGUUUCUGCAUCUUGGUUUUGCUCUUCGCCUUCCUUCCCACUUGGCUCAGCAGGAAAAUGGCCCGAGGGCAAAAAGCCAGGAGUUAAAAGAGAGAAAUUCGAAAGAGAAAUGAAGGAAACUGGAAGCAGAAGAAAAAAACAAAAUCCAGAGGAAAAAGUGCAUCCCCAGCAGCCUGAGCCUUCUAAUUGCCAUUGGAGCUCCCUGGCAGGUGGAGGAAAAGCAAAUGUUUUGGGCCAGCAUGGGCUGGGUGCCGAGGAGCUUGCUGUGUGCUGCUGGGACUGAGCAGCAGCGUUCAGCCCGGCCCGCUUUUAGCAUCACUUCGUUUCCAACAUGCUCUCCUAAUCCGGGAUCAAAGCACGCAGUCAGCAAAAGGCAUUUUGGAAGGAGAACAGAGCUCUGUUUUCCAUCCGUCCCCCUCUGCCAACAAAGCUGUUCUUGCUGAGGAGCUCCCAGCACGGGGUGUGGGAUCCCACCGGCUUCUGGGAGCGGAUCUCUGCCCUCCUGCAAGGAGCAGAACUCAUAGAGAGCCCCGUGAGCAUCCCCUGUGCUGUGCAGAAUGGCAGCAUCAGGCACACAGCUGCAGAGCAGAGCAGGCACUGCUCACAGGGCUCUGCAAACACCGUGUGACAAUAUUUUGGAAGAAGAACCUCCCUGCUAGAUGGGAGGCAGUGCAGAAAUGAGGGGUUUUCAAUCACAGCAGCUCCACCAGAAAAGAAAUGCAGCUGCUGCUCUGAAAUCGGUCUGAAUCCUGCAGGCAUCCACUGCUGGGUGGACAAAAGUGAUGUGAGGUGGGAGAAAUCCCCGUCAGCGUUUGCUGCAGAGAAGGUGGAUGGAGUAAUGAGAGCAAGCAGAGGCGUGGGAUGGAUGUUUCACUCCAGAGCUCCAAUCCAUUUAUAUAAUCAUAGUUGUUAUCGCAGUAAAUGUAAAUAACUGAUUGAGUUCAAAUUCAGUGUUUGACGACGCUGAUUCUUUGUGAGUACACACUGAAUUCUUGGAGAAUUACUUUAUUUCAUCAGAUAGACCCACAGUGUGUUCAACAGCCCUUUAGGCAUUUAGGUAGGACCAUACUCUGUGAUUUUUCUUGCUCUCCAAAGCAUAAAGCCUCUUACAAGUUCAUGUUUUAAUCAAUUGCUUGAAUCAAAGUAUGUGGCAGUUUGGCAGCUUGCCCUUUGCUGCAUUGCUAUAGCUGCAAUAAUAGCAAUAAUGGUAUCAUGAAAAUACAAAAAGGCUGCUUUGCACCUUGUCAGCCCACGGCAAUGAAUAACCAGGAUGACCUUAAUUUGUUUUCUAUCAGAUGUGUUGGCCCUCAACCUUCAGUAGCAUCCAAGAUGUGGGCAUGGGAGCCACAGUCCAUCUCCCCACGCUAAGCAUCAGCCUCCCUAAUUAGUGUGUGUGCAUCCCAGCAGCUGCUGCUCUGGUCAGGGUCACACGAGGGCUUCACCCUGUGCAGUUUCUGCUCUGUGCAGGAUGGAUGCUGAGCCCUGCAGCCAGGACAGAGCAGGACAGACCCCACUGUGGUGGUCCCAGGGCUCUUUGCAGGAGGCUGCAGUGGCCAAAUUGAAGCGAGCUCAGCAUUGUGAGGAUGGAGGGGGGUUUCAAAGGCCUGGAAACAGCUGCGUUCAGAAAUAGAUCAGAGCAGCACUUCCAUCCAAAAGGGGAAAAUAGUAAAAAGUGGCUUCAAAAUAGCACUGUCCGUGAUAUCCCACUUGUGCACGCUUUUAAUGAGGCUGGUGCUGGUCUGAACGGGAGAAUGGCCUCAAUUCCAUUAUAGCUCUCUUAAUGAGGGCAUUAUUAUCGUUGUUGGGAAAUGUGGAAUGCAGCAGAUGCACGGUGUUAAAUAAUGAACAAGAGGCUCAGCCUGAGCCAGGAGAACUGAUGGUGCCCUGCUGGGGACGAGGGGGCCCUCAGAUGGACACUGCAAGGAGGUGCUCUGUGUUCAUCCCUGCAGAGCAGAAGCGUGGAGGUGUUUGUGCUGCUGGGUGCUUGGAUUCUGCUGAGAAAGGGCUCCUGGGCUCCUGCUUGGUCGCUGCCAUGGGGCUCUCAUCCCUCAGUCUGUCCUCAGGGCAGAUAGCUCACAUCUAUGCCUUCUAUCACUCUUGUAGGUUUCAGCAGUGUGCACCUUUGGCAAGGUCUGGCCCAAGCCUAGCUGAGUCUCUGUACCACCACUGCCUCCCCCUGCCCUGCUAUGAGUCACUUCCAAAGCACGCUUUUAGUUCAUGAAUGCAGAGAUGCAUUCAAAUGAACCUCAGUAAAAUGGCAGCGCUGAUAAAAGCAGCCCCCAUCCUCCACCCACUCCGUGCCCCAGUUGCUCAGGUUCAUUUCUGUCUUUGAAUCAGGCAGAGGGAAGCUCCAGUUUUCUGCCAAAUCACGUCUGGGUCCCAAAGGGAGCCUGGAGCAGACACACACUUGUUGUUGUGCAGGGACACUGUGGGGUGCAACUAAAAGCAAUGAAUUGCUAUGGGGCAGUGGCUUUGGGGGGGGUACAUUGGCACGUAGAGUGCAGUCCUACACAGCCUGAAGGAGUGCAUUUGUGCUGGUGAUGCCCCAACUUUGGGAUGCAUUGUACAGAACAAGACCAAGCGGGUACUGAAUGACAUAAGGUUUUUUAGCACCGAUGAGUUGGAGGUGGUGAUCACGGGAUGUUAUUCCAGGAGGAAAAAUCAAAUGGAAAUGGAGGAUAAAUACGCAAGAACUGAAGCAAAGCAACUUCUGAGGAGACCAAAACCACCACUGGGAUAAAUCCUUAUAAAACAGAGCUGAAGAGCCAGCUGAUGACGUGCUCUUUCUUAGUGAAUUUACUCAGGGGCAAUGAGGCACAGCUGAUGAGCAGGGCAAUAUAAAUCAGUAAAGCAUCUAAUACAGCCCAGCUGCACUGACAUGAGCAGAAAGCUCCAGCAAGCUGUUCAAUCAUUUCCACAAGACAAGCAGUCAGGCCCUUCUUUACCACUAGAAAGCAACAUUUUGCUAAAAGUCAUCUUUAUUUUGAAUGUUAUCCUCAGCAUCGCAUUGGUGGCCGCUUAACAGUGAGUGCCUGAAAGCAAGAAGGCAAAAUCAGCAGGAGCACAGCUGGGAAGUGCUGAGCAUUUCUGUGGGGUCUCAGGUACAGGGAGUGUGGGCUGUGGGGCUGUUGGGUUCUGCCUGCAGGCUUUGUGAUAAUGGGAACAGGGACUGUGGGAGUUCCUGCUGGCUUUCACCUUCAUCAUCAGCUCUAAAUCAGUGUUAGUUGUGGUGGUGGUGAUCUAAGAGCACAGGCAAAUUAAGGUUUAGAGUGAAAAACAAAUCAUAUAGCAAAAUGCACAGCUUUUAUUUUUGUUUUAUCAGAGCAUCCAAUGCAGUUAGGACAUGGGUAAGCUUUUGGGUAGAGAGGCCCCAAAGGGCUUCUCUGGGUCUGAAACAGACACAAAAAGCUUCAAGCAAGAUUCAGGCAGGGAAAAAAAAAAUAUUCUGCUUCAGUUUAACAUAAUUAUGGCAACAAAUUAGAGAGUUAGGAGGAAAAUCUAGCAGUAAGCACCUGUGAGAUCAGCUGUUAUAAACUUUGUGUAUCGUUUCAAAUCUGGGAUGUUGGAAUCCUGCUACAGCCGUCACCCGAUUUCCCAGUAUUUAAAAUGCAUUUGUUGUUUUGGAAGGGACAAAUUGGAACUGGCCCUUGGCAGAUCUGCCUGUGGGGGUUUUGCACAGCCUGUUGUUUGUGUGGGGCAGCGCCCAGCUUGGCUACUUCUGUUCUGAGAACAGCAUCUCUGUGUCCGUCCCAUUUCCGAAGCAAGCACAAUCAGAGAUGUAUUUCAAAAGGAAUGUUAAAAAUAAACGAUUUGAAAUUCA
Molecule: messenger RNA, 9929 nt
Organism: Lagopus muta (rock ptarmigan)
Lineage: Eukaryota; Metazoa; Chordata; Aves; Galliformes; Phasianidae
Gene: ZMAT4
Product: zinc finger matrin-type 4
Exons: 7
Coding region: 243-929 (228 amino acids)
Cellular component (GO): nucleus
Molecular function (GO): nucleic acid binding; zinc ion binding
Source: RefSeq, a predicted model, not a curated record